AUGGCGCAGUGUCCAGUAAGAUCAUGUGAAAUAUGUGAGAAUUCUCCGGGGAGUAGAUACUGUAUAGACUGUGAACAGUUUUUCUGUAAGACAUGUGAAAUAUCACAUUUAAAAACUAAACCGUGCAGGAAUCAUAUUUUUCAAGAUGCCGACAUUACAAAUCCGGAAGUAAAAACGCCCGUUUGUAAACAACAUGGAGAAAAGUUUACGUUUUACUGCAAUACUUGUACAUCACUAACCUGUAACAUUUGUUUGCCGACUUCACACAAUAAACAUGAUUUCUGUCUGAUUGAUGAUGCUGCCUCAAAAGCCCGGUCACUUUUAGAGAAGGAAUUGUUAGCAGCAGAAGAUAGUAUCGGGAGGGCUAAAGAAAAAAAUUGUUCUUCACGAUUGGCUCUCACUAACUUUGAACAUGAAGCGGAAAAGGCUAAACAGGAUGUUGGCGAAAGAGUGGAUGUAAUCCUUAAUGUUCUUUAUGAAUUCAAAAAUGCUUAUUUGAAGUCAAUUGAAGAACACAGAAUGAAAGAAUCACAGAAGUCGAAAAAAGAAAUUUUGAAGAUUGAAAAGGCAACUAAAAAUUACCAAGAAGUUUUGAAUAAAGUGAAAAGCUCAAUAGCUGUCGACAAUAAUGUCAUUCUAUUGGAUUCAUUAAGUAGCAUGACAAAAACUUUAAAGUCAGUGGAUUUAGUUAGUAUAGAGACAACGAUACCCGUACGGAUUCACUGUAACCUUGUUUCAACGAAACCCGAAGCAAAAAAACUGAUUGGCAAUUUAUUUUUCUUAAAACCGAAUAUCAGUAUUAAAGAAGUUGCAAGAGUAAAUUCUAAGAAACCAAACACCACUAUCAAAGUAGGUGACAGAGUUCGGGUAAAAGACAUUUACUGGAGUGAUGUCACACAUACAAGUAUAGGCAAAGUUAUCGACAUACAAAGUAACAUUGUUUUUAUUGAUUUUCCGCAGUGUUCAGGUAGGGGAUGUUCAAUAUCGAACGUGGAAUUGGCAUCGUAA
Messenger RNA from Mytilus trossulus (common blue mussel), 1008 nucleotides. RefSeq names its product transcription intermediary factor 1-beta-like. NCBI's taxonomy places the organism in Eukaryota, Metazoa, Mollusca, Bivalvia, Mytilida, Mytilidae. The coding region runs from base 1 to 1008 and encodes 335 amino acids. The record is from RefSeq and is a predicted model, not a curated record. Gene Ontology annotation, molecular function: zinc ion binding. The transcript has a single exon.